AUGCUAGUCAGCUCCGAGCGAAGGUCUCCACCCUCAACGAAGAGCUCUCGAAGCUCGGGCUCGUCCAACAUGGCUUCAUGUACAAGAGCUGAGGUCUUGGCUCGCAAACGCGCCGCCACCUAUCAGCGCCUCACUAUGCAGCUGACGCUGGAGGCGCUCCUGUCUGGUGCGAGGCGCAUGACGCCCUUGCGGGCGCAGUCGCCCGAGGAGGAGUCUUCGCCGGAGGUCUCCGCCAGUGGUCAGUCGGCUGCCUCCGGGCUGCUAGAUGGUUUCUGCUGCUUGUCUGCGCGGCUUCGCGCUUGGGCUGGCGAUGCCGCGUCUGGCUUCUCGCUGUGCGCUGUGUCCCAGGAGGUUUAG
Guillardia theta CCMP2712 is the source of this 357-nucleotide messenger RNA. RefSeq lists its product as hypothetical. The record is from RefSeq and is a predicted model, not a curated record. Lineage: Eukaryota; Cryptophyceae; Pyrenomonadales; Geminigeraceae. Bases 1 to 357 code for a protein of 118 amino acids. The transcript has 3 exons.